Messenger RNA from Morchella importuna, 1389 nucleotides. RefSeq lists its product as uncharacterized. Bases 1 to 1389 code for a protein of 462 amino acids. NCBI's taxonomy places the organism in Eukaryota, Fungi, Ascomycota, Pezizomycetes, Pezizales, Morchellaceae. The transcript has a single exon. The record is from RefSeq and is a predicted model, not a curated record.
AUGGCACGCGAUCGCCUUCGCGGUGACGGCCAUCGCAGCCAGACCCCCGUAGCUGGGCCCUCCGUACGAGCCCGCUAUCAACGUCUCCGCCCGGACACCACAAGCACACCAAAAGUUCGCAAAGGAAACCAUACCAACGCUGCCACCCCUACUCCGCAAGAAGACCACCCACAUCCUAUCGCCGUCACCCCCACUUCGAUGUCCAAAGCACCAUCGCUACCUACCUCCAUAACCCUUUUAAUUGAUAACAAGCCAUUUAGUAUCCCCCACAAUCCCAUCGAAGCAUUCCAUGCUACACGCACCCAGACAAUUGCCUCAUUCCGAGCAAUGUUAGCGGGGGCGGCGACGGCCAGUGACAUGAAUUUCGUCUUCGGCGCGGUUCUAGCUCCGUCUUCCACUACGUACACUUCUGCUCCAUCCCUCUACGCUACGUCGUCAGAUUCUGCUACAGCUAAGUCAACAUCGAGUAUUGGCCAACUUGUUUCCCCGCUCUACACUGGUAGCACUAGAGAUAUCAAAAUAGACAGCCACACCUUCACUCUCCCUACGGACGCGGUGGAUGCCUUCCUGGCAACUCGUGAACUGACGAUUGCCGCAUUUCGGAAGGUUUCAGCGGGCGAGGCGGUGGCGGGGGGCGGGGGAGAUGUGGCAUUUGUUUUUGGCACUGCUUUUAUUGCUACCCCCGACGGGAGCAGCAUCGUGGGAGACGAGAGUGUUCAAGCGCCCCAGGCUUGCAUAGCUAGUGGAGAAAUCACGACAGCACCUACUUCUGAGCACACAGGUGAGGUCAGGGCACUGGAUAAGGUAGGGGAUCAGGAGGAUUACGAUAAAGCAGAGGAUAACGCCACAACGGCGUCUAAUGGCGGUCGCAGUCCUCACUCAUGGAGGGAACUUUCUCCGGCGGUCCCGAUGCUUGGCGAACGCCUUCGUCGUCGGGCACUUCGUGAUACGGCACAGGAUGAAACUGCCUAUGUCGCCUCGACCUCAACCCCUAUUCCGACACCGGCCGUUCCGGCCCUUACUUCCAGUACCGCAGCCCCACCUCUUCUCGCCAAUCAGCUGCCAAAAACAUUCCUCGGUAACUUUCGCAACAUCACUCACGCGUGUCGGGCCCUGAACGAGAGCGACACCUGGUGGGAAGCGAUAUAUGUCGAGGGCUUGAUAUCGAUCAAUGGACGCUUUGCCACAAUAAAGGAGCUGGUUGGAGAGGAGAGGUGCCCGGUGUGUAUUUCCCGGUGCGGCCUGAAUGGGGAGGUUGGGCAGGAGGUGUGUAGGGUACUUGCGGAGGAGGACCCGUAUCGUAGUAUCACUAGGAAGGAUUUUCCGGGGAUGGAGCGUAGAUGUAGCUAUUGUUUGAUGGCGGGGAAGAAGUGCAUGGAUCGAGAGUAA